AUGCCGGGAGACGCCAGCGUCGCAGACGGCCUUGCGCCAGAGAUCGACGGCCGCCUCCUCCUCCUCUCGAACCGGCUCCCCAUCACCAUCAAGCGCUCCGAUGACGGCAGGUACACAUUCUCCAUGUCCUCGGGCGGCCUGGUCACCGGCCUCAGCGGCCUCAGCAAGACCACCAGCUUCCAGUGGUACGGAUGGCCGGGUCUCGAGGUGCCCGACACCGAGGUCGCCGACAUGAAGCAGCGCCUCAAGGAUGCGUACGGCGCCCAUCCAGUAUUCAUCGACGACGAGCUCGCCGACAGACAUUACAAUGGAUUUUCAAACUCCAUCCUCUGGCCCCUCUUCCACUACCACCCAGGCGAAAUCACGUUUGACGAGUCCGCAUGGGCAGCCUACCAAGAAGUCAACCGGCUCUUCGCCCAGACCGUCAUCAAGGACGUCCAAGACGGCGACCUCAUCUGGGUCCACGACUACCACCUCAUGCUCCUCCCCCAGAUGCUGCGCGAGGAAAUCUCCAAGACCAACAACAAGGUCAAGAUCGGCUUCUUCCUGCACACGCCGUUCCCCAGCAGCGAAAUCUACCGCAUCCUGCCCGUCCGUGAGGCCCUGCUCCGCGGCCUGCUGGACUGCGACCUGAUCGGAUUCCACACGUACGACUACGCGCGCCACUUCCUCAGCAGCUGCUCCCGCAUCCUGGGCACGCACACGACGCCCAACGGCGUCGACUGGAACGGGCGCUUCGUCACCAUUGGCGCGUUCCCCAUCGGCAUCGACCCGGACAAGUUCGUCGAGGGCCUCGGGAAGCCCGCCGUGCAGGACCGCAUCGCCACGCUGACCCGCAAGUUCGAGGGCGUCAAGCUCAUCGUCGGCGUCGACAGGCUCGACUACAUCAAGGGCGUGCCGCAGAAGCUGCACGCCCUCGAGGUCUUCCUGACCGAGCACCCCGAGUGGAUCGGCAAGAUCGUCCUCGUCCAGGUGGCCGUCCCGUCGCGCCAAGACGUCGAGGAGUACCAGAACCUGCGCGCCGUCGUCAACGAGCUCGUCGGCCGCAUCAACGGCAAGUUCGGCACCAUCGAGUUCAUGCCCAUCCACUUCCUCCACCAGUCCGUCUCCUUUGACGAGCUCACCGCCCUCUACGCCGUCUCCGACGUCUGCCUCGUCUCCUCCACCCGCGACGGCAUGAACCUCGUCUCGUACGAGUACAUUGCCACCCAGCAGGCCCGCCACGGCGUCAUGAUCCUCUCCGAGUUCACCGGCGCCGCGCAGUCCCUCAACGGGAGCAUCAUCGUCAACCCCUGGAACACGGAGGAGCUGGCCAACGCCAUCCACGACGCCGUCGCCAUGAGCCCCGAGCAGCGCGCCGCCAACUACAACAAACUCCAGCGCUACGUCUUCAAGUACACCAGCGCGUGGUGGGGGACCAGCUUCGUCUCGGAAAUGACGCGCCUCAACUCGGCCAACGUCCAGCCCAAGACGGUGCCGCACGGGUCGGCCGCCGGGGCGCCGCUCGACCAGGACGAAAAGGACGAGGCCAUUUCCCCCAUUGCGGAAUAA
Molecule: messenger RNA, 1551 nt
Organism: Metarhizium album ARSEF 1941
Lineage: Eukaryota; Fungi; Ascomycota; Sordariomycetes; Hypocreales; Clavicipitaceae
Product: trehalose-6-phosphate synthase 1
Exons: 2
Coding region: 1-1551 (516 amino acids)
Biological process (GO): trehalose biosynthetic process; cellular response to heat
Cellular component (GO): cytosol; alpha,alpha-trehalose-phosphate synthase complex (UDP-forming)
Molecular function (GO): alpha,alpha-trehalose-phosphate synthase (UDP-forming) activity
Source: RefSeq, a predicted model, not a curated record